AUGCUCCAAAAUGUUUCCAUUUUAGUUUUUAUUGGCCAAAAUGCAUUCAAACUUACGAAGAAUGUUAGCAAUUGGUACAGAGUUCACACAAAGAUGUCAAAUUUUUCUUCAAAUUUCCAUUUUUGGAUAAUGCCUAUUUGUACCACUAAGGACAGUUUACAAAUUCCAUCUUCCGAUCAUUCAUGCAAGUACUUGAGAGAGAAAACGGAUCCUACUAGUUUUUCCAUUCAGUCUCAAAGCAUAAAAGAUCUAUUAAUUAAAAACAGUCGAGUUUCUGAAUGGAACCACCUUCAUGAGAUGGAAAAGGGGAAUACGGAAAGAAAUAAUUUAAGAAGGCAGAAAUUACAAACAUCAUUGCAAAAGUUAUCCUUUAAGUCAUCCAAUCGUUCAAAAAGUCGCAGACUUUCCAAAGUUCCCAAAACCGGUUUUGAAAUAAAAGAGAUACAAGUUUUGCAACAGUCGGCAUGCCCUUUGCACCUCAUUUUGAAAUUCCUCAGAUUUUCACUGAAGCCAUUGAUCUUACACUUCGCACCUCUCCAUCUGGCAUUUAUACCUGAAGGUCGGAGUGAUUCUGGCGCACUUUGUAAACAACAAAAUCUUCGCACGCAAAUGUACACUUAUUAUUUUCAACUCAGACAUAAAAUCUGCAACAUUAAAUGUGAUCAUAAAAGCGCAGUUCAUUCCCCAACAUAUGGUUACCAGGAUUUUCAACAAAUUUCCUGUCUGUUUGGUCAACUGCGCACAUAUCUUCCACAUUUACCUUCACAAAUCAAAUAG
Messenger RNA from Echinococcus granulosus, 777 nucleotides. RefSeq lists its product as hypothetical. The transcript is spliced from 5 exons. Lineage: Eukaryota; Metazoa; Platyhelminthes; Cestoda; Cyclophyllidea; Taeniidae. The record is from RefSeq and is a predicted model, not a curated record. The coding region runs from base 1 to 777 and encodes 258 amino acids.